Caenorhabditis sp. 36 PRJEB53466 is the source of this 513-nucleotide messenger RNA. The record is from the annotation of a GenBank genome assembly. NCBI's taxonomy places the organism in Eukaryota, Metazoa, Nematoda, Chromadorea, Rhabditida, Rhabditidae.
AUGGAGUUGUACGGAGUCCUGGAGUCUUUUGUGGACGAGUCGGUGAGCUCCAUUUGAUUUCACACGUUGCCAUGCAUCUAUAGAAGUCGUUACGAUUCUUCUUCGAUGCCACCAUCGUUCCGGACGAUCCAAAUGCUGAAUGGCUGCUCGCGAGCACGGAAAAUGCUGAGGAGGCCGUCGGUGUAAUGUGGCCGGGACAGUAAAUGGAAAAUGUGAAGUAAUUGUGGUCUCGGUUCAGGUGGACGACUCGAGAAAAGUUCUGGAAGAAGGGCUUCACACACACACCCCGGAAACGCGGAUCUUCUCGCGAUAUGACUGCUCGUCGAAGUCCAGCACGGUGAUGAGGUUUGCCAGAAUUUUAAAAUUAAAAUCACCCACGUUUUUGUUUUCAGAACUCGAGAGAUGCGAUCAUCAGACGGGUGGAAGGAGCCAAGAUCAGCCAGAUCAGCCAAGAAUUGCAUCUGCACGUUCAUGUACACGGAUUCGGACAUGCUCGAGCUCGCCCCCGAAUAA